Priapulus caudatus is the source of this 1198-nucleotide messenger RNA. RefSeq names its product calcium uniporter protein, mitochondrial-like. Gene Ontology annotation, cellular component: uniplex complex; mitochondrial inner membrane. The record is from RefSeq and is a predicted model, not a curated record. The transcript is spliced from 3 exons. Gene Ontology annotation, molecular function: calcium channel activity; uniporter activity. Bases 1 to 483 code for a protein of 160 amino acids. Lineage: Eukaryota; Metazoa; Priapulida; Priapulimorpha; Priapulimorphida; Priapulidae. Gene Ontology annotation, biological process: mitochondrial calcium ion homeostasis; calcium import into the mitochondrion.
AUGUUCGCCGUGAUUACGGAGGAGGACGGGAACGAGCAGUGGUGCGAGGGCGGGGCGCGUAAGAAGAAGGAGGAGCUAGCUAGCAGGGCCAACCAGCGGACGGGCGCGCUCGUGUGGGGCGGCCUCGCGCUCAUGGGCGUGCAGUUCGGCAUGUUGGCGCGCCUUACCUGGUGGGAGUACUCGUGGGACAUCAUGGAACCGGUCACCUACUUCGUCACCUACGGCACGUCGAUGGCCAUGUACGCCUACUUUGUGCUCACGAGAAAGGAGUACGUCUUUCCGGACGUGAAGGACAGACUGUGGCUGCGAGGUUUCUACUCCGGCGCGCGCCGAACGCUCGACACCGAUCGCUACAACUGGCCUUCGCAACGAGAUCGCCGCGCGCGACCUCUGACUCGAGCGUCUGCGCGACCCGCUGCAGCUGGAGCUCCCUGUACAGCAGCUGACAAGAGAGCAGGUCGAGCUGAAACAAAAGAGCAGUGACGAUGCGCAGUAGUGCGGGGGAGAGGGGGAAGGCGAAACCGGGAGGAGGGAAGGGGAAGAUGAUCGGGGGAGCCUGAUGAAAGGAUAGCCGUGAAUAGCGAAGAGAAACUCUCACGAUACACACGCUCGCGCGUGCGUACGUACGCGUGCAUGCGUGCAUACACGCGUACACACACAUUUGUAUAUACAGUCGACCCUGUACGUGAGAGACACUGGAACGAAACACGAAAAAAUCAUCCUCUGUGAGAAAGUGUUCUUUUUAUAGGAAUGGUUGCCGUUCCUAUACAGGUGUCUGCUGAUGCGAGGUUGGCUGCGUAUAUUAUUAUAUUAUAUAUAUAUGUAUAUAUAUAUAUAUAUAUAUAUAUAUAUGUAUGUAUAUAUAUAUAUAUAUAUAUAUAUAUAUGUGUGUAUAUGUGUGUACAUGUGUAAUAAGUAAAUGCAUAAAUGCACGUCCGUGUGUCCCCUCAACGGACACACACAUAGCAGGAUCAUUUGUGCGUGAUAGAACAUGGUCACUGCUCGACUCUCUCUCUCUCCUAUGGCUCAGAGCGACGCAGGGCAGGACAGACAGACAGACGAACGCGCGCGUGCACACAGGUCACGUGAGUUGUCUCGUGCGGCCGGUCGAUUUGUAAUAAAUGUGAUGUUGACGAAUUGCGAUCAUAAUGCUGUUUUUUCUUAGACCUAAUAAUAAAUUAAUAAUAAUAAUGUUUAA